This is a messenger RNA of Paramuricea clavata, 6616 nucleotides long. Lineage: Eukaryota; Metazoa; Cnidaria; Anthozoa; Malacalcyonacea; Plexauridae. The record is from the annotation of a GenBank genome assembly.
CGACCGUCAUUCAUUGCACAUCUCUACAGAAAUAUGGCAAGUCUUAUUUCUUGGUGCUUUUUGAGUUUGUGUGUUUUUGCACAUCACAUAAGAGGUGAUGUGUAUUUUCAUGUACCAAGAGGUUCAAACGAUAGGCUGAAUGCGGCCAAGGCCAAUCGUCAAAAUGCAAACAGAGUAUUCGACUCCCAGGUAUGUAGUGUAUAGACCUUCUGUGAACAGUCAAGUAAAGUUUCAGUCUACUUAAACUUUAAUUUCUUUAUUUAAUGGGAUUUUUAUGCAAAUGUGGAAAGUACAGGACCGUGGAACUUAAAUCUUGAAGUUAGGGCCGCACAGAGUAAUUUGUGAGUUGGAGGCAAAAUUAUAUGUAAGGAGCACUAUGAUUUUCCACCAUUAGAAAUUCUUGAGGUCCUGUACUUGUUUAAAAACUGAUUCCAUAUUCUUAGGGCAAUCAGCAAGACAUAUAUUUCCUUUGCAUGGUUUCGAAUCGGUUUAAAUACCAAUAUCAAUGCGUAGUGUCCCUGUUAAUGUGUAGUAUCCCAUGAAGUCCUUAUGUUUAUUUGGGGCGCACGUACAGCUUUGGGCUCCAUGUAUAGCAGGGCAAAUUGACCCUUUUGCUCCCGUCCCGGACUCCCCCUCACUCCUUUCCUGAAUUUACGUUACCGUGUGUUCUAUACCAAUUCAUUUGCUCACACGAAUCCAUUCAUUUGAGACGCUUGGCCAAUUUACCCGCAACUUGCUGCAGUUGAUCAUUUCUUGUUACUUCCUGCCUCUUUAUGAUUGGUCAAUUGCAGCGAAACCAAUCGUGAUCGGUGCAUUCAUACAGGAGGUUUAUCAAUUAUACAAAUUUCAAAGAGGUUAUCAAAUCAAUUGGUUCAUGCAUGUACAUGAGCAAAUAAAUUGGUAGAAUGUUUUUGGAACACAUCCAUUGCCACGACAGUAAGGUAAUACCUUAUCUAACUGUAUUUUACCUGAGAUUGAAGUAGUCUAUUUAACCUCAGUUUAACAGAAGGUUAUACUAGAUAUAUCAGAGAUUAUAUAUAUCAGAUAAUUUCUGAACAGUGAAUCAAUGUUCAAUAAUCGCACACUUACGUCCUUUUUUAGAACAACGCAAAAGGUGGAUACAAUGCUGGCGAAAAAACGCAGAAAAAAACAACCGAUUGGUAUCACAUGGUGAGUUCUAUGACGUAUUAUUUAGUAAAGUAAAAAGCCCAAGUCUGACAAUCAUCAACGGUUUUCGGUCAAAUGAUAAACCGGCGGUUUGUACCACUACACCUUUAGAAACCCAGGAUCUGGUAAUGUUUAGUUCUGCCGGCAGUACAAAAUUUAUUUCAUUCAAACGAUAUUUUAUGGUCAGGAAAACAUUUUCGUCACACGAUUCAUCCCGGGUUGCUGAUCUUGCCCAGCACAUAAUGAUCCCCAAGUGAAGUGUUUCCAUUAUCACAUGUACCCAAUCUACCAGUUGAUGUAUGAUAUACUAAUGUCAUGCAGCUAUACUGUGGCGGGCAUGCACUCUUAUAGUGAUAGCGUAUAAACUGUAAACACAGGUUGAAACAACGAUAAUCAACUGAAGUGUAUUCAAAGGAUACCAUGAAUUAUGUGACAACAGGCAUAAACACAUCUAUUGGCAGCAUGCUUUAAUAAUUAUAGGUCUAUUGGCAGCAUGCUUUAAUGAAACUUUAAAUUUCUUUGUUCUUCACCAAUAGCUAUACUUUAUGAGUGGAGCUCAAGAAUCUGAUGCACCCACAAUACUGAAUCUUGAAUGGACCAAUCAACAUGGUUGUGGUGAUGGAGAUCUCAACUGUAACAUUGUCUUGCAAUAUCAAUGUCGACCUUCAGGACAGAAAUGUCCAUAUCGAGAAAUUAGGAACGGUAAGAUAAUCAAUAUUUUUUUAUAUGUACCUAUAUAGUGUGUGUUUGGCACGCGGGCCAUGUUUGGCGAAUUUUCUUUUAGUAUAACGGGCUUGCCUAUAUAAAAAUCCAUUAUCUUAAUUUGCACAGGCAAGUCGGAAGCUACGCCUGUUUAUGGACAGCGGAAUUAUAGAAACCAAGGACAAAAAGAAAGACACAGGAAGGGCCAGGCUCGUACAGACAGAGUGUAUAAUGAACAAUGGGAAUGGUACGACAAAUGCAGAAAACGACAAAGAAAUUUAGGUAUGGACUGUAAAUCAUUGCAGUAUAAGUAACCUAUUUAUUAGGAUUUUGUCACCGAUAUGUACAAGAAUUAAAAAAAUAAAAUAAGUUCUGCAGGUUACCACGAAAAGUCGAUCUCGAUUUGAAUUCGCAUCUUUGUGUUUCUACACCGCCACUCUGCCCUUGCAUUAAGCUAUGCUAUCGAGUCAACGGAGAUUGAUAGCGAGUCUUAUUCAAUUUAAGUGAACAAACUGUUUUCGUGACGACUUAACGCUUGUCUCGGAGGACGCACAGUGUUUCAAUUCUAUUUCAGAACUCUCAUUAGAGAUAUGAGCGUUUUUUAUUUCUCUUAAGAGGGUUCUAUAACUAGCAUAAAAAUAAAUGUAGAUUAAGAUAGAAAUGUGAUGAGAUAAAAUAUAAUUUGUAACUAGAUGCUUUAUCUACCUAGGUUUGUUCACAGCGGAUCAAAAUCUCAAAGGAGAUACAAGCAGGUACACAAGGCAAAAUGCAAAUGGUAAUCGAUAUGGUUACGAAUGUCCUGAGGAGCGAGAUUACUACCCGUACUUUCACCCAACGGAUUGGAUAGACAUUGCAGUCUUAGGGAAAAGUUCAGAUUGUGGUUAUUACAAGAGGGAAAGUUUCAAUACCAAACCCAAAGGUAAGCAAGUGUCCUCGUUUGCUUUACUAAGAUGUAGAUAUUACAGAAAACAUGGCUUGAUUCAGGUAGGUUUUGUUUAAAAAAUCGUAUGCGAGCUCUUUUCCGACCUUUUCCAUCGCCAAGUAGGCUCUUUGCAGUUAACUUGCAAUAAUUGAAAACAAUAAGCGAGUGGAGAGCAUGGAGAGCUGUGGGAUUUGUAAACAAAGUAGUAAGACAAAGCACAGCAUUUCUGUUGCCCUCCAGAUAUUGUUAUUAAGUAUUUUCAAGCCAGUUGCAAAGGGCCUAUUAUGUUUAAUUUGUUGGCGACUGUGACCUUAUCAUGCCAAUCCCCACCAUGCAAGUCCCUGCAAUGCAAGUCCCCACAAUGCAAAUCCCCACCAUGCAUGUCGGACUGUCCCUGCAAUGCAAGUCUCCACCAUCCAAGUCCCCACAAUGCAAAUCCCCCACCAUGCAAGUCCCUGCAAUGCAAGCCCCACAAUGCAAAUCCCCACCAUGCAAGUCGGACUGUCCCUGAAAUGCAAGUCUCCACCAUGCAAGUCUCCACCAUGCAAGUCCCCACAAUGCAAGUCCCCCACCAUGCAAAUCCCCCACAAUGCAAGUCUCCACCAUGCAAAUACCCCACCAUGCAAAUCCCCACCAUGCAAGUCUCCACCAUCUUCGUUUCCUUCUUUGGCUGCUCUCGAAUCAUUUUCAAAUGCUUAUUUAAAAAAAAAAUGGGGCACCAUGGAAGCUUUUGUCCAAGCUUUUAUUCCUUGCAUUUGCAUUCUUGGAUCCAAGCCCUACUGCGCUGUCCAAUAGAGCGAUAAAGCCUGGGAACCAGCGGGAAACAUGGCGAUAUAACAAAAAUUUCCUAUUGUCUCAAUCAGGUGUUUUUUUGCGAAAAAUCUCAGUGAUCUCUGUGAUUAUUUUCUACCUGUAGGAGAAUGUAUGGAAUUGUACAACAAGAACGCGGACUACAAGGAAAACGUGAACACGUGGCGUCACGCAUCUAAAUACAAUAACAAAGAAGACUGCGAGAAAAAUAAAGGAAAAUGGGUCACGUUCCAUAACUACCUCGAAGAAACAGACCUUGAAAAAAGCCAAUGUACCCGGUUGCCAAACGGCCGACGUCUCAUAUGGGCCAUACCUUAUCGUUCAGAAAAUGUGGACCAAUUUAAAGGAAAUGAUACUGAGGGGUGGAAACGAUGUUUGGUUUCACUGAGCCCACCAGACUGUCGUCCAGCACCCUACUCACGUUCCAAUCACCUUGGCAACGGAAAGGGUGCGGUUACUCUAAGUUACCCGUGGAAACUGCCAUACUUUCCUUCCAGUGUAGAGCAGAAGUGUGUGCUUAGAAUAAGGUAUGUGCAGUAUAAAUACGCCGAGCAACAUUGGAUAAGUUUGGCUGUGAUUUGAUUUUAAUUAAACUACCAACAAGAAUUUGAAUGCCACCAUCGAUAACUUUUGCAUAGUUACGAAAGUUAUCGAUGCAAAAGUUAUCCUUGUUUUUGAAACAACUGUGAAUUGUGAACCAUCCAGUGGUGUAGCCAGCCCGACUAUUUGCUCCUACUAUGCAAAUAUUUCUGUGUUCAUAGACUGUAAAAACAAUGAAUUUCUAAAGAGAUGAAUAAUGAUAAUGCUUUGAAAUUUAUAUAGCAGGAGUAAUUUUUCAGGCUGGCUACGCUACUGGAACCAUCAAUAAUUCACUAUUCACGAGCAGAAUACACUGGUGAUGAAAAAUCGGCACCGGAAUUUUAUCUUGACACCACGUCCCAAACGUCCAUUACGUUUUUUCAGGAUUUUGUUCAACAUUGUCUUCAAAGAAUCAUUACAAACUUUGAAUAAUUUUUAAUUUGAGUGCAAUUGAAUUUAUUUAGAUAUAACAUCUCAACGAACGACUAUGAUCCCAUGAAGACAUUCUCUGAUUCAAAUGGUGCCGAGUAAGUAGUCCGCACUUCAAUAACUGUUAGUUUGCGUUGAGGAGUUGCAGUUUAGACGAUAUAUCUCCAUGCUGAACAAUAUUAUGGUAAAGACGGGUGCUUUUUCCCCCUAUUCUGGCGAGUGAAAAAUGGUUUAUGAAUGCUUUUAAAUUUCAAUUAAAGCUGACAUUCGAAUGUUGAAGAAUGAACGCAUGAGAUCACCCUUGAGAUUAUGGGUUCGAUUUUCUCGACUCUGCAGACUCAUGACACUCGUGUGAAAAGAGUCUGUAAACGCAUUGCCGAAAUUUGUGGGUUUUCUCCGAAUACUCCCGCGGGAAUGUUGACGAGGAGGGUUGGGAUUAUCCCCUAUAUGACUCUUUUACCGUAGCUGUGCUCCGUGGUCAGACAUGAGUCAUAACGCGGCUGCCAGAAGCGCCCUUAGAAAGCCUUCGACUCGAUCAGGUUGAGCUGCGUCCUUUACAUCUCAGCUUAGCUCUAAGCUUUGCAAGGAUGCUUAGCAUACCCCCCACUUACGUACUGACAUUCCCACUUGCUAAGAAUAGAAGGAACUGAUAGAACCAUAACAAAAAUACUAGUUUGUUCCAUGUUAAUGAACAAUAAUCUCUCUUUUUUUAUGUUUCCCAUGUUAUGUACUCAGAAUAUAUGUUAAAUGUUGUCUCUGACAUCUGUUUGUGACGUUAGCCUGCCCAGUGUGGAUACAGUCAGAGACAACAUUACAAACACCAAAAUAAUUUCUAAUUCCGAUAACUAAAUAUCCCCAUUUAGCAACUCCCCGAUCACGAACGACCCCGAAGUAUUAUUUGGAAAACCAGGCAACAACAAGAUCCCUCUUCAGUUGGCCAUCAACACCGCUCAGUUUGGUCGCACAUUCCAAGAUCGCUCGCACGUGUUCAAAAUAAUUCCAAGACAGAAGCAUUUCGAGGAUAAAAAAAUUUGGAACAUGAACGUCCGAGGAAAGAGAGGAAACAUAGUCCAAGUUUAUCCUGCAGUAGAGUAUGAUUUUACUCCAAAGAGGUUGACGAUAAAAUCGAGUGAUCACUUACAUGUCCAAUGGGAGGGUAAGUAUUAUAUAGCAUAGGUUCAAUUUUUGAUUUGCAGAGUUUUCUAUAUACCAAGAUGUAUUCUAAACCCGUAAUCUUAUAUAUUAUUAAAUAAUUAAUUAUCCAAAGUUCUCAUUUCAUGCAGGUUCUAACACAAAUCCAGCGAACAAUGCAGGCGAAGGUCGAGCUCGUAAGUAAAUAUACUUUUUAUUCAUGCGUUUCAUACAGUAUGUUGGGAGGCAUCAGUUGGCGAUCAAAAAGGUUGACACUUUAAGAUUUGUUAAUCAAAUCUCUUUCUUUUUUCCUUCUCGCCAAUGACUGCUACAUGUGAUGAAAAGAAUUUUCUUGUAGAAACUGACAGGAGCAAUAUGGUGGCCAUGGAAGAACCUGACAGAAGCUUCCCUCAUUAUGGCGCCGUUUCCAGUCUUUUUGACGACGCCAAAGUUAUUCACGCUUUGGAUAGCAGACUCGAUAUGACGUCAGCGGACAUAGCAAUUGCUAUGGCUACGGCGGGUAAGUAUAACGACGCAACCAAUGUUCCAGCUGAUCUCAAUAAAUUGGAGCAAUGCAAUCGACAGCAGUUAGCUCAACUGGAUUGCUAUCCACCAUCCUACGCAGGCUUGUUGUUGCAAUUCAAGAAAGGUGUCUAUUAUUACAUGUGCUCUCGUAAUAAUAAUUUCACAAACCGAAGUCAAAAAGGCAGGCUCACCGUCAGUGACUGAAAGUGACUCGUGCUGUAUUAUUGAAAAAUUGUGUCAAUAUAAUUGACUUGUGUAAGUCAAAAUUAUGGAGCACGAUUAAAAUGAAUUAUGUCAAGAAGUUUGUGUUUUGUGUUUAAGCAUACUGGGUUUUACUGAAAGCAUCAUUUC